AAAUUAUUUCAUUCAUCCCUCUGAUCCAGGCUGAAGGCCGCGCUGGAGCAGAUGGACCGCGGUGUGGUGGACCUGCAGGACCUCCGCAGGAACCUGGAGCUGGCCGCCGCCAUGCUGGACGCAGUUUACACGGAUGAGACCAGGCGCCUGUUGGACACGGAGGAUGAGCUCAGCGACCUGCAGGCGGAGUCUGUGCCCAGCGAGGUGCGUGAUUGGCUGGCGUGCACCUUCAGCAGGAGGAUGGGCGUGGCCAAACGCCGCCCCGAGGAGAAGCCGAGAUUCAGGAGCAUCGUUCAUGCGGUGCAAGCUGGGAUCUUUGUGGAAAGGAUGUACAGACGGACCUCCAACAUGGCGGGUCUCACCUACCCCCCCACAGCUCUCACCGCUCUGAAGGAGGUGGAUCAGUGGUCCUUUGAUGUUUUUGCCUUCCAUGAGGCCACUGGAGAACACGCCCUCAAGUUCCUGGUCUACGACCUGCUGACCCGCUAUGACCUCAUCAACAGGUUCAGGAUCCCUGUGCAGGCUCUGGUGCAGUUUGUUGAAGCUCUGGAGAACGGCUACAGCAAACACAGGAACCCUUACCACAACCUGAUCCACGCCGCUGAUGUCACCCAGACCGCCCACUUCCUGAUGCUGCACACCGGACUCAUGCACUGGCUCAGCGAGCUGGAGAUCCUGGCCAUGGUUUUUGCUGCAGCCAUCCAUGACUUUGAACACACUGGAACCACCAACAACUUCCACAUCCACACCAGGUCGGAGGUGGCCAUUCUCUACAACGACAGGUCGGUGCUGGAGAACCACCACGUCAGCGCCGCCUACAAACUGAUGGCCGAGGAGGACAUGAACAUCCUGAUCAACCUGAACAAGGAGGACUGGAGGGAGCUGAGGGCUCUGGUGAUCGAGAUGGUGAUGUCCACCGACAUGUCCUGCCACUUUCAGCAGAUCAAGACUAUGAGGAACGCCCUGACGCAGACAAACGGGAUAGACAAAGUGAAGGUUUUAUCUCUGAUGCUCCACGCAGCAGACAUCAGUCAUCCUGCCAAAGCCUGGCCGCUGCACUACCACUGGACUCACAGCCUGAUGGAGGAGUUCUUCAGACAGGGAGAUAAAGAGGUGGAACUCGGCCUUCCUUUCUCUCCCCUCUGCGACCGUAAAGCCACCAUGAUCGCCCAGUCACAGAUUGGUUUCAUUGACUUCAUCGUAGAGCCGACGUUCACCGUCCUCAUCGAAACAACAGAGAAGGUGAUUGGACCUCUGAUAGAAGAGGACAGGAAGGCCAGAGAGACCGGAGCCAGAAGGUCCAGCCUGACAGGAAGUGGCUCAGUCACUGUGGAGUCCGUACAGAGACACAGCAGCAAUCGCCAUGGAAACAGUGAGGAUGGACAGAUUAAUUUUUCAUUGACGGCGAUCGACCUGCCAGCUCUGAGGCAGCACCUCUCCGGUGUCAUCACCAGCAACAAGGACCGCUGGAAGGAGCUGUCAGUUCACGAGCUGGCCAAGAAGGAGAAGGAAGAGACCGAGGCAAGAGAAGAAGAAGAUGGCGGGUCUCAGGCAUCACCGGGCGCCACAGAGGGACAGAACCCGGAUCCGUCACAGAACUCAGACCAUCGACCAUCGACUGGAAGUGAAGAUGAGAAAUCCUGUGAGCUGACGGCAGCUGAUCACCUGACCUGGAACGGAGCGGAUGAUGAAGAGAAGGAUGACGAAGUGCCUGAAAACGCCUGACAACCACUAAAUCCUCCGUUUAUCUGAUCACCAUGGCAACAGGCAGCUCCGUGCAGUAACUUCUAGGGUUUAGACUCUUCUUUGUCAAAACGCUGCAGCUGACUUGGUGGCCCCAGGGGCCCCCAGGGGCCCCCAGAUUAUUUGUUUACAGUGAGUGUGGAUCAAUCCUUUCAUCAGAUCAUGGUGGUUUUAGCAGCUAGGACCUUUCUAAGGUGCUGUGGAGGUUCCAUGAUGCAGGUGACAUGAACAGGUGUGUAGAUGAUCAGAACCCUGCACUCAUCACAGCGGCUGCUCUGCUCUCUGCUCCAGCUUCCAGUUCUCCACCAGUCAGCUAACUGGUUUGAACCGGUGGCCAUCAAAUGAAAAAAGUCGUUGUUAAUAUGCUGAUGUCAGUAAACGUUCAAACAUCUUGGAUUUGUUUGAUUUACUCUGCAGCUCCGUCCUCCAUCCUACUUCCAGGGUUCCGGUUCCAUACGGCGCAGGAACCUUGGUUCUCCAGUGGUUCUGGUUCCAUACUGGGCAGGAACCUUGGUUCUCCAGUGGUUCUGGUUCCAUACUGGGCAGGAACCUUGGUUCUCCAGUGGUUCUGGUUCCAUACUGGGCAGGAACCUUGGUUCUCCAGUGGUUCUGAUUCCAUACUGGGCAGGAACCUUGGUUCUCCAGUGGUUCUGGUUCCAUACUGGGCAGGAACCUUGGUUCUCCAGUGGUUCUGGUUCCGUACGACGCAGGAACUUUGGUUCUCCAAUGGUUCUGGUUCCAUACUGGGCAGGAACCUUGGUUCUCCAAUGGUUCUGGUUCCAUACUGGGCAGGAACCUUGGUUCUUCAGUGGUUCUGGUUCAGGAUGUGUUUUAUUGGCCUGGUUCUUUCUGCUCCCUGCAUGUUCAGCUUGGCUGCUGUGUUUCAUGUUUCAGUUUUUACUAAAACUUCACCUGUUGGUUUAAAAUGAGCAGAAAGCAGCAGAUGUUUAACAUCUGGCUCAUUACAUGGAGUCUUUCUGGUUGUUGUAGUUCUAGACACGGUCACUGGGCAAUGUUUCUAGAAUAUAGAUAUUAAAAAGGAUAAUUUCAGCUGCAGGUUAACCAGAGUUUGAUCUGUGAUCAGAGCUCCUUCUUGCAUCAAGGGAAGGCAUCACGAGUCUGUGGCCAAUCACUUCCUUUCUAUUGUCUCACUCUAGAGUUGAAAUUCAGGGAAAUAAAAAUGGGGAAACUGCUGUUGUUGAAAAAAAAAAGAUAUUGCGAUCCAGUGUUUCUGUCAGAAUUCGUUAGUGGAUAGUUGACCCAAAGCAGAGGCAGGAAGGCAGAGGUGAAUUUCUCAAGUUGAUUUAAUGAUGAAUAAAAAAAAACCAACUGAAAAUAGAGGCAGGUUAUCCAAAAAUCCAAAGUGAAAACCAAACUCCAAAUAAA
Cyprinodon tularosa is the source of this 3129-nucleotide messenger RNA. RefSeq names its product phosphodiesterase 1A, calmodulin-dependent (gene pde1a). The record is from RefSeq and is a predicted model, not a curated record. The coding region runs from base 52 to 1725 and encodes 557 amino acids. Gene Ontology annotation, molecular function: 3',5'-cyclic-nucleotide phosphodiesterase activity. The transcript has 14 exons. Gene Ontology annotation, biological process: signal transduction. Lineage: Eukaryota; Metazoa; Chordata; Actinopteri; Cyprinodontiformes; Cyprinodontidae.